This is a messenger RNA of Lathyrus sativus (Indian pea), 1035 nucleotides long. The record is from the annotation of a GenBank genome assembly. NCBI's taxonomy places the organism in Eukaryota, Viridiplantae, Streptophyta, Magnoliopsida, Fabales, Fabaceae.
AUGGUUGCAUUCUCCAUCUUCGUUUUCUUUUCCUUAAUCCUCUUUCUUCAACCUUUUUCUUCUUCUUCUUCUCUUACUAUCUCCAAUAACACUAAUUUCGACCCCGACACUGACCUCUUCGGCGAUGCAAAGCUUCUCGCCGAUCACUUCGGUGGGUCCCACGUUAAACUCACCCACCAUUCUUCUCUCACCGCCGGUCUCCUCCUCCGUCAUAGCCCCGUCACGUUCACCAACCCCACUUCCUUCUCCAUCGAAUUCUCAUUCUCCAUUACUCCCGAUCCCGGCGAUGGUCUCAUCCUUCUAAUCAUCCCCGGCGAUCUCUCGUCUGCAUUCCCAGGUAAUGGCUCCUACGGUCUUUCACCUCCGGCAAACAGUUACCUCGGUGUCGAAUUCGAUACGUCGAAAGACGAAAAUGUUGGUGAUAUGAACGCGAAUCAUGUCGGCAUCGACGUCGGAAGCCUCAUCUCCGUAGCGGUUGCGAAUGUCUCUAGGUCGAAUUUGGUUCUCAAUAGCGGCGAAAAGUUGAAGGCUUGGGUUGAUUAUGAAGCUGGGUCGCAAAGAUUGGAAGUUAGGUUAAACAAAUUGAAUGAAACGAAAUCUGUAAAUCCAAUCGUUUCGCAUACCAUUGAUUUGUUUAAGAUUUGGGGUAAUGAGCCUGUGUUUAUGGGUUUGAGUUCUUCGAAUGAUGCCGAUUCUGUUCAGGUUGUUCGUGUUUAUUCAUGGAAGGUUAAUGUGAAGAAAGCUUCAAAUUCAUUGCAUUCUGAACCUGCUAAUCCUGAAGAACAUGGACAAGAACAAGCUGUGCUUGAUGCGAAAAGAAAGGAUCGUCCUUUGACAUUUCUUGCUGGUUUGAUAUUUGGAUCUGUUUGUGUUGUGUUGGUGACAUUUGUGAUUUUGUUUAUGUGGGUGAUUUUCUUCCAUAAACGUGAAGAAGAGUCUCUUGCUAAAUUGCCUGAACACCCUUCUGAUGUAAGGUAUGAAAGGAUUGAUGUUGCUGUUGACAAGAAUGCUGAAGAUCAUGAGGAACACCAUUAG